AUGGCGCGCGCGUUACGGAGAGGUGGGCCAUCCGGAGUUGGCCCUCCAAGGGGAACAUCGGCCAUAUGGGGGCCGAGGAACGGUUUCGUGCAGCAACUUGCUGCAAGUACUGGCGAUUCUCAGUUUCAUGCCGAGGCGAGAAGAGCUGGUUCGGUGGGUGAAGAGCAAUUGGCCGCUCUCAACACGCACACUGCCCCCACGGAUGGGGGUACAUGCCGCAGGAAAUAUUUCCUUAUUUCGAAUAUGAACGGUCGCUCGAAAAUAAUCAUUCAAAUGAUCGAAAAAAAGUACGUCGACACGGACGAAUGUAUAGCGGAAAUGGAACGAUAUGCGUUCGAACCUCCGCUCGACGUAUUGCGCGGAGAGGACGAUGGGCACUCAUCCGGCGAUGAGAUGGAAGCCGAACCAGCUCCCCCAGAGCCCGAGGACUUUUUUGACCCUAACCCCGACUUUAACGAAUUUAACCCCUUCCCCUUCCCCCUACCUCACCAAGACCCCGAACCCCAACCUGACCCCGAAUUACCCCCAACUAACGACGACCCCGUCCCUGAUGACGAAAGCGGGGCUGCGCAGCCCCACCACUACUGGCUGCGCAGACCCCGUUCACCAAGGCAGCCACGAAGACGGGAGCAACAAAGGCCGCAGCCGUUCCGGCCUCAUAACAUCGAGAGCAUGAGGCCGGAACACCAAGCCGAGCUUUCGGCACCAUCAACAGACGCAUACCAAGUAUGCGAAAACAACUUAAUAUAUUUCUUAAAGACACCAAAUUUACUAGCGUUAUUCACUUACAAUCCAUGUUUCAGGGUGCCGAUUGCCCGGUUGUGCCAGGUCCUCAGCCCCAUUCAAAACCGUGAGGGCCUGGAAAAUCCACGUGCGGAGGGCCGCAUGUCAUCAACAAGAAACCCUCUGCACGUGGUGCGGCCACGUCAUUGCGAUGCCCUCGGAGCACCUCUCGGAGGACGCAAUCAAGGUGGUUAUGGACUCGCACCGAACCGAGAGGUGCAUCGGUGCCUCCAAGCGGACGAUGGAGGCACGAAAAACCGCCGCCGCGCGCCUCGUGAUCCUGGGCCGCGACAACUCACACAUCGCGGUGCCAGAGGAGGGCGCAGAUGA
Molecule: messenger RNA, 1113 nt
Organism: Anisakis simplex (herring worm)
Lineage: Eukaryota; Metazoa; Nematoda; Chromadorea; Rhabditida; Anisakidae
Source: the annotation of a GenBank genome assembly